Molecule: messenger RNA, 1637 nt
Organism: Elaeis guineensis (African oil palm)
Lineage: Eukaryota; Viridiplantae; Streptophyta; Magnoliopsida; Arecales; Arecaceae
Cellular component (GO): endomembrane system
Source: RefSeq, a predicted model, not a curated record
CCUAAUUAAUGACUCGUAUUCUGGUUCUAUUAGAUUCACCCAUCGCCGCCUCUUUUGUUUAGCAAGCAAUUGUUUCUGGUUUUCUUGGUUGAAGCGUUCCGUCGCCUUUUCCCACCUUCCUCUCGCUCCCACCUCUUUCCUCAUCAGCAGCGGGAAAGAGAGAGAGAAAAAAAGAGAGAGAGAAAAAAAAAGGGGGGAAAUCCGUUUUCUUCCGCCUCUUUUUGUCUCUCAUUCUGCCUAGUUCUCUAAGGAUAAGAUUUGGGAUUUUAGAGGGUGAGAGAAGAGAUCGUAGGUGAGGUCUUCAAUGGCGUACGUGGACCACGCGUUCUCGAUCUCGGACGACGACAUCAUGAUGGAGACCUCGUACGUGGUCCAGAACCGGCCUCCCAUCAGGGAGAUCGGCCUCGCCGUCUCCCUCCUCGUCUUCGGCACUCUCGGCAUCGUCAUCGGCACCUUCAUGACCGCCAACAAAGUCGGCGGCGACCGAGCCCACGUUUGUGAGCUCUGGCUCUGGCAGAGCAUGAUGUCACAAGAGAAGAUCGAUAACCUUCCUGUUGCACUUUUGGUGGUUGCUUAGUGAACUUCAUCUUGCUCAGCAUUUCACUUCGUCCGCAUCCUUCAUCUUUAAUUAGCUUUUAUCCCAAGAAAUCGCUGCACCGCAGAGAAGGCUACAAGUGCAGAUAUCUGAAUCUUAUGGUGAGGCACAAUCCUGCUUAUGUUCCUAUAUAACAAUAUUCUUGUAUUGCAUUUCUUUGUGAAGGAUAAUAUCCUUGAAGGUAGUAUCCUUGAAGGUCACAUUUGUGAUCAACCAAAGGUGAAAGAAAAAGGGACCUACCUUUCUGAAGAGGAGAACUGAUGUAUUCUUGUGCUACCGUUUCAUGCAUCUAGAGGAAAAGUUUACCUUAUUGCAUAAUCAAUAAUUUUUUUUAAUGCAAAAGCUACUCUUAAUGGCAUUAAUUGAGAAACUAUUUCUCUUUUCUUAACUAGAUGACUAAAUAAUGUCUACCAAUUAGCAUGGUUAUGAAACAUUUGCAUGUAGGCAUCAGUGCAUGAUCAACUUCUUUAUAGAAUCAUGUGUGUUAAAGAGAUAGUGUGACAUAGUUUCCACUGGCUGUUUACGUCCUUUUGGGGUACCCAUGGCUUUGUGACAAAUGCCUGAGGGACAAUAUGCUUGAUCUUUUAAUGAUGAUGGGUAGGAUGACAUCAUCCUGUUGGUAUCCAAAGGUAAUAUAUGGUGUUAACAUGCCAAGCUCUAUCAACCAUACUCAUGAUUGCUUGAAUGCAAUAGUAAGUUAUUAUUUACUCGAGGAUGGUUACUUUCUAGCAGGGAAGUCAUAUAUAGUAUGAAUUUUGAGUUCGUCAACAUGAUGCUAUGCACUUUUGAAUUCAUCGGCUUGCUUUGUGAGCUCACAUUCUGUCACCGUCAUUUCUAAUUUUGAUGAUCUUAUUCCAACGAGAUAGAUCAUUUUGAAACCUCCCAUUGCUACUGCAUUGGUGGGUGAAACUUUCAAACUUUUUGAGGGUCAGUAACAUCAAAAAGCUUCAUAUAUAAUUUAGGUUUGAGUUAACUUGAUAUUUAUGUUUUACUUUUUGUUGCUAGGUGACCAAGUUAAUAAAUGCCAGGGGAAGGGUUUCUG